This is a messenger RNA of Phoenix dactylifera (date palm), 3947 nucleotides long. NCBI's taxonomy places the organism in Eukaryota, Viridiplantae, Streptophyta, Magnoliopsida, Arecales, Arecaceae. The record is from RefSeq and is a predicted model, not a curated record.
UUUAAUUUUUCUACUUUUCGCUCUCUUUCUUUAUCUUUAUCUCUUAUCUCCUUCUAAUCGUUCCCAAGAAUUCCCGACUUCUGAGGGCACGAAGGACGGAAGGAGAGAAACCAUCGCUAUAUAAACCGAGUUUUCGUUAAAAGCUAUGCUCGAGUUCGGCUCUUUCUCGUCUGAAAAGUUACAGCCAUCGAUUUCACUCUUGGCGUAACGAUGGAAGAUUGAUACCCAUUCACGUAGCUUCCAAAUUUGCCAAAGUGUGCGGAGACCUUAUGCUUCCUGACUGACAUUUUGGAUGAUGGACUCUGUUAAACUUAUUCACAAUGAAGAGUUACUAAUUUGCAAUAAAGAGUGUACUGCAGAGAUAUGCAAUGAUCAAAUAACUUCUACAGGAGAUCCACUAGUUCUUCCUCGUUUAGGAGAUCAAUAUCAGGUUCGAAUUCCAUCCCUGAUCACAGAAUUUGAACAUGAUCAGCUGCAAGAUAGGCCAAUAAAAGGUGAUGACAUACUUGGUGUAGACUAUUCCAGUCAAAACAGUUUACCCAUCCCAAUUAUGUGGGUUAAUUAUGGAGGUGGUAAUAUCAAACAUGAGCAGCAAGAUUAUCCUGGCACCACAAGUUGUAGUAAAAGAGCUGGGCCAGGGGACUUGAUAUGUAAAGUUGAUAGUGGAAUUAAUCCCAAAUGCAGCGUAACAAGUGGAUUUCCACCUUACUGUUCAAACAGUUGCAGUACAUUUUCUCAAGGUGCAAAACCUGAACAUCCAAAUAACUCCUUAGAACAUGGUAAAGAACUUUUUAGAUCCACAAGCCAGGAAGACAUGAACCCAUAUAAUCAGAUGUAUUUUGGUUUACGGUGGACUGGUGAAGGUUGCAAUCCAGUGCCUGAUUUACCAUUUAUCUCUUGGACUGAUGCUGAAGUGCAGAGUUUUCUCCUUGGUCUCUACAUUUUCGGGAAAAAUCUUGUUCAGGUGACAAAAUUUAUGGAGAGCAGAAGUAUGGGCGAGAUAUUAUCAUUCUAUUAUGGGAAAUUUUAUAGGUCUGACGCAUACCGCAGAUGGUCAGAGUGCCGAAAGAUGAGAAGCAGGCGAUAUAUAUACGGGCAGCGAAUUUUUACAGGCUGGAGACAGCAAGAACUAUUAUCACGUUUGGUGCCAGUCAUAUCUGUGGAAGUUCAACAUAAUUUGCUGGAGGUUAUCAAGACCUUCAGUGAGGGAAGGGUUUCUUUGGAGGAAUUUGUCUUAAAUUUAAAGGCCUUGGUUGGUAUGGAAGUUCUUGUAGAAGCUAUAGGAAUUGGUAAGGGAAAGCAUGACCUGACUGGAUUUGUAUCAGAUCCAGUUAGAGCAAAUCCAGUUAACCCUAUCCUACCAAUUGGCAAAGCUUUCUCAUCUCUUACAAAUGAAGACAUCAUCAAGUUUCUAACAGGAGGUUUCAGGCUAAGCAAAGCAAGGUCCAAUGACAUUUUCUGGGAAGCUGUUUGGCCCCGUUUACUUGCAAGAGGGUGGCACUCUGAGCAGCCCAGGGGUCAUAGUUCUGUUGGUUCCAAAAAUGCUUUGGUAUUUCUCGUCCCUGGUAUCAACAUGUUCUCAAGGAGAAAACUUGUGAAGGGAAACCACUAUUUUGAUUCUGUCACUGAUGUCUUGAAUAAAGUUGUAGCAGACCCAAGGCUUCUUGAGCUAGAGGCUGAAGGAGCUAAAGGAAGUGACAGCACUGAAGACAAAUUUCAAUGGGAUGUAAACACCAAAUUGGACCAAACUUGUAUGUUUGAUCAUCAGCGUCAACGGUAUCUGCAUCCAAGACUUCCAGGUAUUAAUUCGGAACUUAUGAAAUUCACUGUUGUGGAUACCAGUCUUAUUGAAGGUGAGACACAAUCCAAGGUUCGAGAACUGCGGAGCUUACCUGUGGAUGCUGUUUGUAGCUAUGGUCCUAUUAAUCAGACAGGAGAAACAUAUGGUAAUAGCUCAGUGGAGCAGCCAGAUUCAUCUGAUACAUCAUCUAAUGAUCAAGGGGGUUCCAAUCAAGGCAUCUCUAAUGACAAGAAUUCGGGGAAUGGAAGGUGCAACUUUGAAAGGGGUAUGCUGUCUGACCUAUCGGAUUGUUUGUUUACUGUCUCGGAGCUAAAAAUUUCAGCAGAUGGACAUGAUAUCAAUGAACAGUACCAUGUUCCAUUUAGUGAUAAGAAUCCAGUGAAGGAUAUAAAGUGUCAGUACAAUCGCAGGGUAAAAUCUAGCCAAAGAAGCUAUAUAGCCCCUGCUUCAAAGCGACAGAAGUCAACUUCCUGUGACCAUGUAGAAACCGGUUUUGGCCUUGACGGUUUUCUAAAAAGCCAUCGGUCAAAGGAGGAGGAUCAUUGUCAACUGAAAUCACAUGAUGCAGGUGAAAGCAACCAUGCUGAGACUGGCAUAUGUCAGGGGAAGAUACCUGCUGGCCCAGAGGAUAGCAGUGAGUGCAUCUGCGGCAGAAACCGUGCUGGUUCUGGUGCUGUUAGCAUGGCAGGCAUCUUUCUGGAAGAUCCUCAACCACGAACUUUCAUCGACCUUAACCUCCCUCAUUUCCCUCCAUAUUUUGAAACUGAGGCCUGCCGAGCAGAGGUUACAUGCGGCCAGGGGGAUUCAAAUCCAAAGGAAUCUUCAUUGCCGCUAGAAGAAAGGCAGCAGGGUGAUGAUUCCUCCACACUGGAGAUUAACAACAAGUCUAGCAAGCAGGAUCCUACCUUGAGCUCCCGAAGGCAGAGCACUAGAAACCGACCACCUACUACAAAAGCACUAGAAGCUCUUGCUUGUGGAUUCCUUAGCACAAAGCGCAAGGGGAGGGGUACAAAGGCCUCUGCAUCAAGUAAUUUGGCAUCCAGAUUGUCACGCCAUGCGCAAAAAUCUGUUGGAGCUCCUCGCUCUGCUCCUUAUCCCGAUACCAUUACCCCUAACAUUACAGCCUCUAAUGAUGGUAAUGGUCAAGAGUAUGACAUUCACAAAAGCCACGCAAGCAUUUUCAGGAGGACCUUUAUUCAGCCUGAGAGGAAAGAGACUCGGGAGUUACUUGGCAUACUUUGAGUCCAUAAAUGUCGUGGUGGAGGUUGAGGGGGUGGCGGGGGGAGGUGUUGUUAGAAUGGUCCACCGCUUGCUUGAAAGUCUCAAGGCUCUUGUUAUACAUCAUGGAAUGCCUCUUGGACCUGCCGUUCUGAUGUUAUACGGCAAGUCAUUGGUGAGGUUACAAGGAUAUUCUGUUCAUAACUGCAGUUUUGAAGUAAUCUGGUGUCUCAGCAGAUUCACUGUUCCUAAGGUCUUCAGAUCAUCAUUUGAGUAAGUCUUUCAAUUUAAAAAGGACCACUGAUUAUCAAACAGUUCAUCUGUUCACUUGACAGAUUCUUCAGCUUCCUGUCAGCUAACUUAAAAGUGAAAUUCAUCUGUUCAUGAUCAUGAGUCUUGAUCAAAUAAAUUGCAAAGCAAUAGUGGCAACCUUUUUGAGGAAACUCAUGCACCACUGUGAAAGCAAGCUCCCUGAGAAGGGCUCUGACCACAAAUCUGAAGAAACUUAUCAACUUGUUGACUUAAAUUGAUUAUAUGACUGCAGAAAUUUUAUGGGAAUAUGCUCUACUUUAUAAGUUAGCAAUUGCAUUUAUAUUCAACCAUGUACGAAUAUUUAGUUAACGUAAGGUGGCAACAUUCUUAUCUGGAUGACUCGAUUAUAUUACCAGAGCUGGAUCACCUCCUUUCAGCAGGGGGGCUAAAUCUUCAUAUUUGUGUAUGUUGAAGCCUCCAAACUUAAAGGGGUUGAUUCUCUUUCUUUUACAUCUUGCCUUUGAUCAGUGCAUGGUGGGAUUGGUCAAAGGCUCCCUUGUGUGCUAUAUAUCUCAGGUUUAUGAAUAACUCUUUACUAUUCCUGUUUCUCAAUUUAUAGGAUGCUUCUCUUUUCUGACCAAAAUGACAAAAUCUACAUUAAGUAGGUUUAUUUUCA